Vicia villosa (hairy vetch) is the source of this 2970-nucleotide messenger RNA. RefSeq lists its product as uncharacterized. Gene Ontology annotation, molecular function: zinc ion binding. Bases 23 to 2773 code for a protein of 916 amino acids. The record is from RefSeq and is a predicted model, not a curated record. The transcript has 4 exons. NCBI's taxonomy places the organism in Eukaryota, Viridiplantae, Streptophyta, Magnoliopsida, Fabales, Fabaceae.
ACAUGUAAUUGAUGAUGGUUACAUGACUGAUGAUAUUGACAGUGGGGCAGAUGAUGAUAGUGCUGAUGAGAGGCCACCAGUGAUCAGAUUUAAUGAAGGUGAAAAACUAAGAAAAGAGUUCCAAUUCAAGGUGGGAAUGGAGUUUGCUUCUCUAAAGCAAUUUAAGAAGGUUGUGCUUGAACACAAUGUGUUGAAUGGUAGGGAGGUGAGGUUUGCCAAAAAUGAUUUAACAAGGUGUAGGGUUGUUUGUAAGGACAAAAAACAAUGUGACUACACAGUCUUAUGCAGUAGGGUUUUGAGAACAACAACAUUUAGGAUCAAAACUCUAUAUGCAAAGCACAAAUGUGGUAGGAAGUUCUUUAACAAGAAUGCUAAUGCUGAUUGGGUCUCUAGGGUAAUUGUUGACAAAUUAAAGAACAACUCAGGUAUGAAAUUGAACGAAGUUGUGGCUGAUGUAAGACUUAGGUAUUCUACUGAAAUUACUGGGUGUAGGGCUUUUAAGGCCAGGCAGCUAGCUAGAAAGGUUGUUGAAGGAGACUCAGCCAAGCAAUACAGUAUGCUUUGGUCUUAUGGAGCUGAAUUGAGGAGGGCAUCAGUAGGAAAUACAUUUAAGCUGAAUAUUUCUGGAACACCUCCAAGGUUUGAAAGAUGCUACAUGUGUUUUGAUGGAACUAAAAAAGCAUUGAAGGUUGGAUGCAGACCAUUCAUAGGGUUAGAUGGAUGUCACCUCAAAAACAAAUAUGGUGGGAUCUUGCUGAUUGCUGUUAGUAGGGAUGCAAAUGACCAAUACCUUCCUCUUGCCUUUGGAGUUGUGGAGACUGAAACUAGAGACUCUUGGAGUUGGUUUGUUAAGUUACUUCUUGAGGAUAUUGGCCAUGAAAACAGAUGGUGCUUUAUGUCUGACCAGCAGAAGGGACUUGUAAGUGUAUUUGAGGAAGAGUACCCUGAGUUUGAACACAGAUUUUGCUUGAGGCAUUUAUAUGCCAACUUUAAGAAGAAGUAUGGAGGUGGUACACUAUACAGAGAUCUCAUAAUGGCUGCAGCAAAGGCCACCUAUUUUGAAGCACAUGAAGAGAAAAUGAACCAGAUUAAGGAGGUUAGUUUAGAUGCUUAUGAUUGGUUAAAUGCUAUACCCAAACAUAAGUGGUGUAAGCAUGCAUUUCCAUUUCACUCUAAGUGUGAUGUUCUGAUGAACAACCUAAGUGAAUCCUUUAAUGCUACAAUUUUAAUGCAAAGAGAAAAACCUAUUAUCACCAUGUUUGAGUGGAUUAGGAACUAUCUCAUGGGGAGAUUUGCCACUCUUAGGGAGAAAGUAGAAAAUUACAAGGGAGAUAUCAUGUCAAAACCCUUUAGGAGGUUAGAUAGGGAGAUAGAAAAAAGUGCAAAUUGGUUACCAACCUAUGCUGGUAGAUUAACCUUUCAGGUCACACAUGUUAUGUUCACAGAUAGCUUUGUUGUAGAUUUAUCAAAAAAUACCUGUUCUUGUAACUUUUGGGAUUUGGUUGGUAUCCCUUGUAGACAUGCAGUUGCAGCCAUAAAUAGGAAAGUUGAUGAUCCCAUUAAGUAUGUCCACAAAUGUUAUCAUAGGGAUACAUAUUUAGCAUGCUACAAUGAAGUUAUCACCCCUAUUAAUGGCCAAAAUAAAUGGCCAAGGACUUCUGACCCAAACAUUUUGCCACCUAGUUUUAAGAGAGGUCCAGGUAGACCCAAGAAACUCAGAAGAAGAGAGCCAGAUGAAGCUUCUCAAAACAAAUGGCAAAGGACAAAUACAAGUCACAGGUGUAAGACUUGCUUUGAGUAUGGACACAACAAAAGGACUUGUAAGAAAAAUAAGCAACUAGCAUGUGUUCAAGGAGAAGUGCCAAGAACUGUUGCAGCCACCCAAGGUAGUCAAACUCAAACUGCACCAAUGGAGACAACAUCAAAAAAAAGGGGUGUGCCAAAGGGAACAACUAAAAAAGGAGUCCAGAAUAAGAAAAGUAAGAAGUCUAAUGUUGCUGCAAAUACUGUGCCUGACAUUGCUGCUAGUAAUACUGUGCCCCAGCCAGAUGUUGCUGCAAGUACUGAUGUGCCUGAUCCAGCUGUGCCUGAUCCAGAUGUGCCUGAGCCAGAUGUUGCUGCAAGUACUGAUGUGCCUGAUCCAGAUGUGCCUGAGCCUGAUGUUGAUGCUAACAAUGUUGAUGCAAACAAUGUGCCCCAGCCUGCAAGUACACAAUCUUCUGCUGAAGCCAUGAGAAUGUAUUGUGGUAUAGACCCUGAUGAGCUUGAAGCAUUAUUGAAUGAUGAUGAAAUCUUGGAUAUUCAACCAUUGAGUGUUGAUGCAAGUCCUGUGAAGUCAAAUAGGUCUGGCCCCAAAACAUCUGCUCCCAAAACAUCAGGCCCCAAAACAUCUGGUCCCAAAACAUCAGGCCCCAAAACAUCUGGUCCAAAAACAUCAGGCCCCAAAACUUUUAUAGGCAAAUGUCCUAAGGCACCAAAACCUACUGUCAAAAGCUUUAAGGUUCCAAGGACUAAGUCACCAGCUCCUACUGCCAAGACUGUGGAAUCUGAUCCUGUGAAAGCAAUGAUAUCACCAAGGAAAAAGACUGCUGUUGUUACAUCUCCUACAAGAAAAAGUGACAGGCUUAAUACAUUAAGGACAAAAAACAUAAUGGGGCCUGGAAGGGAUGCAGAGGAACCACUUGUAAUUCCUGAAGAUGAUGAAGAAGAAAGUGUAGGCAGUGCUAUAGGGUCAAGCAAGUGGGAAGACAUCCAAAGGAACAUGACUCAAUGAAGACCUAUUAUCUUUAUGUAUUUUGAUUGAAACUUAUAAGCAGUGCUAUUUUGAUUAUGUACUUUGUUUUGGUAAUGCUGUAUUAUUAUGUACUUUGUUUUGGAGCUUUACUUUUUGGUACUUUGCAACUACUAUAAUGGAGCUCCACUUUCUAUGUGAUUUGCAACUUAAGUAAUGUGAUCCUUAUGUUACAUUCA